AUGGCGGAUGGUUCGCUCGAUGUCACUAUACCCAUAGCUGUUCUCGAUGGUCUUCGAGAAGUCGCAUUUCUAGCUCUUCUUCUCGCCGUUCUUUAUUGCUUCUUGCUAUGCGCUGCUAUCGUCGCCCUGUACUCUCUUUUGAAGAGCGGCUUACGUUCUUUACCCAACAAACUCAACUUCGCUGCUGUGAUCGUCAUGUCGAGCAUGACGACACUAUACACCGUUGGCGAUAUCUGUCAAGUCUGGGUUGUGUUUGAUGUCGUCGGCGGUGUCUCUAACUCGUUCGACAACCGCAUCUCAGCCUUGAUGGCUGAUGAUAGACUCAUAAAUGCUGCCUUUAGCGUCAAUGCCAUUGUCGGAGAUGCAAUUAUCUUAUGGCGAGUCAUGCUGAUAUGGUCUUGGCAAAAACGUGUCGUAUACCCAUCUAUAUUGCUACUCUGCGCUUCGUCCGUGAGUUGGUUGACAUCGACUAUAACACAGAGGAUGUAUGUUUUGUCGAAUUCGCUAUCCUUCACGAUUAGUCUGUGGGCCACGAUCCUCGUCUCAGUGAGAGCUUGGCAGCGCCGACGGAUGCUCCGCAAAUACGUCGCCGUCAUGUCGCGACACAAUACUCUGGAGAGCAUCUUCAAUAUCCUCGCCGAGACUGGUAUCGUAUAUACGGCAAUAUGGGCCUUCUAUCUCAUUGGCGAGGCAACCAGUGACAGCGUACCAUUCAGAGUGACCCUGACACUUAUCAUGUUCAUCGUUACACCGCUUUACCCGAUCAUGAUUGUCAUUCUCGUGGCGCAGAACAAGGUCCCAAUCAGCAACGAGCUCCAUUCCAUUGAGCCUAUGACCGUAGUACUGGAUAUAGGUAAACAUGCAGUGUCGGAUCAAGAUAGUGAAGAAGGGAAAAUCGGUAUGGCCUAA
Messenger RNA from Peniophora sp. CBMAI 1063, 909 nucleotides. Lineage: Eukaryota; Fungi; Basidiomycota; Agaricomycetes; Russulales; Peniophoraceae. The record is from the annotation of a GenBank genome assembly.